CUCUCUUCAACUCUUAUUUAUUCGUAGUUUGUACAGUAUAUUACCAUUUAUCCUGAAUUUCAAUUAAAGCCUCUCUCUUCUCUCAAAAGCUGUGCACGUCCGGUUUCUCUCUGCUCAAUUUCUAGCCGUUUUUUUUUUCUUAUCCAUCUUUUAGUUUGUUCAUAGAACAUUCAGUUCAGAUCCGUUACGAACCCGAUUUUCUUACCCUGAAAUCCAAUAUCCUCGACCUGGACUCCCCCUCCUCGUACUCUGUUUCCUUCCUUCUUUGAAUCGUUUCGCAUUUUUCUCGUGCUCUGCAGGUAUACCAGUUUUUUGGUUGCUUUCUUUUAGUCAGUGUAAGUUUCUUUUAUAACAUAAUCCUUUUGCUUGAAUGGAUUGUAAUACUAAAGAAGCUUCUUAAUUCUCGCUUGGGUUUUAGCUUUUUGAUAUUGAAUUUGAGCAGAAUUUGAAAGUGACAAAAAUUGCUCUUUUAAUACCAAAAUUUUGAAAUUUUUUUACUUUUCGCUCACUAGUUUCCUGGAAAAUGCAGCAAAGAGAAUUUUGGCUCUUCUGUCGCUCUCUUUCUCUCUGUUUUAUUCUUAGAAUUAGUGGUUUUUUUUUUCAAAUAUACCCAUUCUUGAUUUCUUGUUCUAAAGCUAAAUUUCUUAUGCUUACCUUAUAAUAGUUAAAUGGGUUUUCUUCACUAUAAACACCUUCUUUUGUUUUUGUUCUAUAGUUGGGGUUCCUUAUCUUUCCUUAUAAAGUUAAAUUCUCUCAGCAACCAAACAUAUUUUUCUUCCUUGGUCAACUUUAGUUGGCUAUUGAUAUGUAUAAUUCAGCUUUUAGAAAGCUUCUUUUCCUCACGGGUUGAUGAUUAAAAACAUGUCAGCUUUGAUCGUUGCAAAUUCUUUAGAAUUAAGGGUUUUACUUCAAUUAUGCUUGUUUCAGGUGAUAUCAGAAUGACUUAACAAGCAGAAGCUUAAUGAUGAGAUAGCAUCGGUCUUGUUUGUUUUUUGCGUUUCAUUUAUUGAGAUCAAUCCAAGUCUCGUGAAUCAGUGAUUGGUUUCUCCAAAGCCAAAAAUUCGCAUUCAACUCAUCCUCAAAAUAUUCGUGGUCAUAAACGAACAGAAUCUUCUAUUAGAAAACCCCAAAUCAAUGUGAAGAGAAUUGGAGCUGAUGAGUUGUUGAUUAGCAAAGUCAACUGCUAUUUUGAGGAUCUGGGUAAAGUUAGCUUAGUUUUGACGAUUGAACUUUGUGGUGGAAAAUGUUGGAGCAUGAGCAGUGUUCUUCUCGCGUGCUGUCGCCGUUCAGGGAGGAAAGCGGCGAUGAAGAGCUUUCAGUUCUUCCGAGACACACAAAAGUUAUUGUUACUGGAAACAAUAGAACAAAGUCUGUAUUGGUUGGUUUGCAAGGCGUGGUCAAGAAGGCUGUGGGCCUUGGUGGUUGGCAUUGGCUGGUUUUGAAGAAUGGGGUUGAAGUUAAGCUGCAGAGGAAUGCAUUGAGUGUGCUGGAACACCCUACAGGAAAUGAAGUAGAUGUUGAUCAUGAUUUUGACAACUCAAGCAGUGGCUCAGACAUUGCUAGUAGCAUUGAGUUCCACCGGCCUGCCAAACCAAGAGUUCGACAUACAAAACCAUGGGUUCCAUCUCCAUCCAUGAAAGCGACUAGUCGUAAUGGUUAUAGAGAUGUUCGAUCCAUUAUUCGUGCACCUCAAUUGGUAAAUUUGGCAAGACUUGACAUCAACUCCUUGCGAAGAUAUUGCAGGCACUUCAAACUUGGAGGCAUCACUGCUUAUUCGUCAAGGGAACAAAUACUUAAUACUGUGCAGAAGCAUUUUGAGUCACAGCCAGCACCGAAUGAGGUACAGGUGAUCUCGGAAUUCAUCUCCGCUGCUAAGAAACUGAAAACUGAUGACACACUGAGUGAGCAACUAUGAAUGUUUUCAACAUUGUAUAAAUUACAUACAUAUUUUAGCUCUAACCUUAGAUUAGAUCUAAUUGGAAGACUAAUAGGAUGAGUUGUCGAUCGACCAGCCUGAUUUCUUCCCCAGAUUCUGACCUUGUAAUAUAGGGCUUGUGUCCUUUGUUAUUUUCUAGUAUAUUUACUAUUCCAAUAGUGCAUAUGUACGCCACCCUUUCAUGAACUUCACUGAAUCUUACUACUGCUGAUAUGUUCUGAAUUUCUUUUGGGUUUCCUUGAUAAUGGUGGCAUGAUGAGAUCUUUCAAAAAUCAAAACAUCGGUGGAAUGAAAAUGAGCCAGGCUCCCAAUUAUGGGCUGAUGCUGGUAGAGAUGCCAGGCUGGCAUUUGGAGUCACGGGUUCUGUGCAACAGUGGGUGAUGGGGAUUGGGGACAUGUUUAUAUUCCCAAGCUGACUCAAAUUCCAAAUCAAGGACUCUGCUAGACUGCCAGUCAAGUGGAUGUGAGACUCGUGAGACUCUGUUUGACCCCUUGAGCCCCAUUUUUUUGGUGAUGGAAUGGCAAUGUC
This is a messenger RNA of Durio zibethinus, 2465 nucleotides long. The record is from RefSeq and is a predicted model, not a curated record. NCBI's taxonomy places the organism in Eukaryota, Viridiplantae, Streptophyta, Magnoliopsida, Malvales, Malvaceae.